AUGAAAAUAAUGGUGGAUUUUGAGGAGUGCCUGAAAGACUCGCCUCGUUUCAGAGCCACCAUAGAGGAAGUAGAGGGGGAUGUGUGCGAGUUGGAAUCUAAGCUGGACAAAUUGGUGAAGUUAUGUAUUGGGAUGAUCGAUGCUGGGAAAGCCUACAACGCAGCAAACAAGCAGUUUGUUAAUGGGAUCCGGGAACUUGCUCAGCAGUCCACUAAAGAUGAGGUCAUUGAGUCCAGCCUCACAAAGUUUGCAGAGAGCCUUCAAGAGAUGAUCAACUAUCACACGAUAUUAUUUGAUCAGGCUCAAAGAUCAAUCAAGACUCAGCUUCAACUCUUUGUAAAAGAUGACAUUCGUAAAUUCAAAGAUGCCAAAAAGCAUUUUGACAAGGUGAGCGAAGAGAAGGAGGCAGCGCUUAUCAAGAAUGCCCAGGCUCCUCGUAAUAAACAGCAUGAGGUGGAGGAAGCCACGAACAUCCUCACUGCCACACGCAAGUGCUUCAGGCACAUUGUCCUGGACUAUGUCCUACAGAUUAAUGUGCUGCAGUCCAAAAGAAGAUCAGAAAUCCUUAAAUCGAUGCUAUCCUUUAUGUACGCACACCUGACGUUCUUCCAUCAAGGUUAUGACCUCUUCAGUGAACUGCAGCCCCUCAUGAAACACCUCGGAGGACAGUUGGACCAGCUGGUGGUGGACGCUGCCAAAGAGAAGCGGGACAUGGAGCAAAAGCACUCCACCAUCCAACAGAAGGCUGCUUUACAGGAGGAGUCUUUACCUGACUAUCGCAACUUUUGCGCUUGGAGGUCAUCCUCCGAUUUCUCGAAUGAUGACACAAAGCUGGAGUACAAUGUGGAUGCAGACAACGGCAUUGCAAUGGAGGGGUACCUGUUUAAACGGGCAAGCAACGCAUUCAAAACAUGGAACAGGCGUUGGUUCUCAAUACAGAACAAUCAGCUUGUUUACCAGAAGAAAUUUAAGGACAACCCUACAGUGGUGGUGGAGGACUUACGGCUCUGCACGGUCAAACACUGUGAGGAUAUUGAGCGCCGAUUUUGCUUUGAAGUUGUGUCACCCACAAAGAGUUGUAUGAUGCAAGCCGAUUCUGAAAAACUAAGACAAGCCUGGAUCAAAGCCGUCCAGAACAGCAUUGCCACAGCCUUCCGGGACAAGGGAGAAGAUGCUGAGAAACUAGACAGGAAGUCAUCCACAUCCACUGGUAGCCUGGACUCCGGCGGUGAGACAAAGGAGCGCUCUUUAAAAGGGGAGACGGCUCUUCAGAGAGUAUUGGUGAUCCCAGGGAACUCCUGCUGCUGUGACUGUGGACAGCCAGACCCCCGCUGGGCCAGCAUCAACCUGGGCAUCACGCUCUGUAUCCAGUGCUCCGGCAUCCACAGGAGUCUUGGAGUGCAUUUCUCCAAAGUGCGAUCUCUAACUUUGGAUACAUGGGAGCCAGAACUUCUAAAGUUAAUGUGUGAACUCGGUAAUAAAGUUAUCAACCAGAUUUAUGAGGCGCGACGGGAGGAAUUGGGAGCCAGAAAGCCGAACCCAGGAGACCCAAGGCACGAGGUGGAAGCUUACAUCAAAGCCAAAUACGUGGACCGGCGGUUUGUGCAGCGGCCCACAGACGACCAGCUCCGGUCUAAAGUUGUGUCUUUGAGCAAACAAGAGAAGAGGCUCAGCAGCAGCUCUGAUCAUAUGCCCCGAGCGCCGCCUCCCACCCCCAAAUUGAGACCCGGAUCAAACUCCUCAGGGCAAACAGCUGCUGCCAGUGGCUCCGGGGCGCGCCGUGACUCUCUCUUCUGUCCUGAUGAGCUUGAUUCGCUCUUCUCCUACUUUGACACCUCCUCCAAACUCAGGAACAUCAAAAGUGCAGACAGUGGCAUUCAGAACAGCAGUGAUGAAAGUCGAGAGAUGCCGCCUCAGGCUCCUUCUGCGUCCAACAACAGCCUGGGUGAAGCUGGGAGAGACGCCUCACAUGGAGCACAGGCCCCUGUCCUCGGUGGCGCAGACACUCCGCCGAUGGCCAUGCCCAGCACCCUGCCACCGCCCUCUCCCUGUAAGGACGUGUCCUUCUAUGAGCCAAAGGAGUACAGCCCUGGGCUGCAGCUCUUCUGGGCAUCCUGCGCCCGCAGCCUGCCCGACAUGGCUGAGGCUCUGGCCCACGGAGGAGAGGUGAACUGGGUCAACACGGACGACGAGAAGCGUACGCCGCUAAUCAUGGCUGUGCACGGGGGGUCGCUGGUCACAUGUGAGUUUCUGCUACAAAAUGGAUCCAGUGUAAAUCAGCAGGACGCUCAAGGACGAGGACCUCUCCAUCACGCCACCAUGCUCGGACACACUGGGCAAGUGUGCUUGUUCUUAAAGAGAGGAGCGAAUCAAAAUGCUGCAGACAUAGAUGAGAAAACGCCUCUUUCUAUUGCAGUGGAUGCAGCGAACGCAGACAUCGUCACUCUGCUCAGAUUGGCCAAGAUGAAUGAGGAGAUGCGAGAGGCAGAAGGGCCCUACAGUCAGUCAGGGGAUGAAACGUAUCAAGACAUCUUCCAGGACUUCAGUCACAUGGCGUCCAAUGACCCGGAGAAGCUGAACCGUUACCAGGCCUACGACCACCAGAAACCCUGA
This is a messenger RNA of Knipowitschia caucasica, 2613 nucleotides long. The record is from the annotation of a GenBank genome assembly. NCBI's taxonomy places the organism in Eukaryota, Metazoa, Chordata, Actinopteri, Gobiiformes, Gobiidae.